Molecule: messenger RNA, 963 nt
Organism: Racocetra fulgida
Lineage: Eukaryota; Fungi; Glomeromycota; Glomeromycetes; Diversisporales; Gigasporaceae
Source: the annotation of a GenBank genome assembly
AUGCCACAACAAUCAGUACCAUCAUCCAGUACAGUUAAUGUAUAUCAGGAAGACGUGGACAAUGAUACUUUGGCAACAGAAUAUUUUCAUUUGGAUAAUCAACAACAAAGAAAUUCAUUUACUGAAUCUUCAUCUGACCAGAGUGAUGUAGAGACAAUCACCUGUAAGAAACAAAAAACUAAAUCAUCAGAAAUGGUGGCUCUUUUAACUGAAUUAAAGGAGUUAAGGAAAGAUAUGAAUAAUAUGAACAUGAGGGUAGAAGAAACACGUAAAGAAUUGGAUUUGGCGUUGAACGUUCUUUCAGUAGAUGAAGCAUUAGAAUAUAUAGAAUCGGCUAAGAAAAGAGCGAAAGACAGAUUGACUACAUUGAGAGUAGUUAAAAAAUAUGGAUGGGAUGUAGUGGUAGAGUUACCUCUAUCAAAAGAUGAUGAUUUUGUAGAAUAUAGAGAAGCAAUAGAGAAAGCACAGCAAAUUGCAGCAACAAAAAGGAAAGAGAAAAUGGGCCGUAUUAUGAGUCGAGAUAUAAAGAGCCCACAAGACCAAUCUAUAAUAAAAGAACAUUCAGCAAUGAACAGAACUCAAGGAAUAACAGGAAGGACUUUAACUGCUAUAACUGCGGCAGUUUCGGACACUUGGCAUUCAACUGCCCUUCAGCAAAAAACCGAAGGCCAUUUAACUAACAAGCAGAAUCAGAUAAUUCAAGAAACAACAGUUGACUACACUCGGGCCAUAGAAAUAAAUGUAAUUGGUCAGUUAAACCACCCCUCAUCAGUCGCUUAUUGGAAAAACAAGAUAAAGGCAUCUCCUCUAAUUAUUGGAUGGUUGAAAAAUGGUUUUCCCUUGUUUCCUCAAGGACUUCUUCCUCUGGCAGCUCUUCCAGAACAAAGACAAUACACGAUGAAUCACGAACAAACAGAAUGGAUAAUUAUUCUAAAAGAUAUGGAGAAAGGAGGUUUAGUAUGA